Molecule: messenger RNA, 3956 nt
Organism: Pungitius pungitius (ninespine stickleback)
Lineage: Eukaryota; Metazoa; Chordata; Actinopteri; Perciformes; Gasterosteidae
Gene: znf280d
Product: zinc finger protein 280D
Exons: 19
Coding region: 296-2824 (842 amino acids)
Biological process (GO): regulation of DNA-templated transcription
Molecular function (GO): RNA polymerase II cis-regulatory region sequence-specific DNA binding; DNA-binding transcription factor activity, RNA polymerase II-specific
Source: RefSeq, a predicted model, not a curated record
AGUCCCAGCAUAUCCACCGCGGUCCCAGCCCAUGCUAGCGAUACAGUUUUCUCCCUCCCGUGUGAGGUUGACCCGCACUAUCUGAACGAUAUCUCCCUCUGAACUGACGUGCACCAGUAGCGCUGCAGUUGGUAUCUAGACACGGCCUCUUCUCAAGACCCAGAGGCGGCCGUGAGAGUGAGACCGUGUCUCAUGCUGCAGCGGUUGAAGAGCAACGGCGUCUUAAAUGUUAGCUUGUUAGCAUCAGCUACCUGGAUGCUGUAAAGGACCGAGACCGAGCUAACAACACAGGUCCAUGAUGUCGGAGCUUUUUAUGGAGUGUGUUGAGGAGGAGCUGGAGCCAUGGCAGAAACAAGUUCCCGAAGUACAAUUGAUUGAUGAUGAUGACGACGACGACGAACCCAUCUUCGUUGGAGUGCUCUCUAACAAGGAUGAUAAGCCUACCCCUCCACCACCUCAGAGGAGCAUUGCAGCGAAACAAGAAAUAAAGCUCCUUGCUCCGAAGCCUGCCAUUGGCUCCCAGCCAGUAAUGCUGCCAUUGAGUGUGACUGCAAAGGCAGUGAAUACUGCAGCAUCCAAUCUGACAACAGGGACCCCACAGCCUGUUAUUGUCAAUAAUCAGGGCUUCAUUGUAACUUCCCCCCAAUUAGCGAACAACAGUGAGUUUAUUGCCUCUCUUGGGAGCCACUACCCUCCUGGGACUUCAUUUACAAUUGUACCAGCUGGUCAGCAGCAUCUUUUUCAGCAGGUCACCUCAGCGGCAGUAAUGCCCCGUGCCGUCCACAGGCCUCAGGUGCAGCAAAUCAGCAACAAUGUUGUGACGUUGUCCAACGUGCAGAGUCCUGCCGUUUACUCCGCGCAAUCCCAAAAGAUUCACCUCAACCCGUCCAUCCCACAACCCGUGCAGACCUUUUCCAUGCCUGUGAAGUCCACUAACAACAACAACAUCAACAAUGACCAAAGUUCAGUCAAACGGGUGUUACCACCACAGCAAAUAGACAACGCAACAAAAAGAGCCAAGAUUGAUCCGGGGACGCAAAAAAUAACAGUUUCAGUGGAAAACGGGAUUUUAAAGAAAAAGUGCCUUAAGUGUCAAGAAGAAUUCCUCACACAAGAAGCCCUGAAAUUCCACACGGUGAGCUGCGCUGCAGUUGUGGAAAGUACAGCUCGAUCAGCCUUGAAUACCGGCGCAAACAAGCGCAUCAUGCUGGUCUCAGAGUUCUACUACGGUCGCUUUGAGGGAGAUGGGAACAAAAAGAACCUGCAAAAGCCCAACACCACCUUCAAGUGCCAGAGUUGUUUAAAGGUUCUCAAGAACAACAUCAGGUUCAUGAACCACAUGAAGCACCACCUGGAGCUGGAAAAGCAAAACAGCGAGAGCUGGGAAAGCCACACAACUUGCCAGCAUUGCUAUCGACAGUACAUGACUCCUUUCCAGCUGCAGUGCCACAUCGAGAGUGCUCACAGCCCGAUCGAAUCCUCAACCAACUGCAAGAUAUGUGAGCUGGCAUUUGAGUCCGAGCAAGUUCUCCUAGAACACAUGAAGGACAACCACAAGCCCGGAGAGAUGCCCUACGUCUGCCAGGUCUGCAAUUACAGGUCCUCUUUCUUCUCAGAAGUGGGGACACAUUUCCGAAGUGUCCAUGAAAACACAAAAGAGUUGCUUUGUCCCUUCUGUCUGAAAGUUCUUAGAAGUGGUCAUAUAUAUAUGCAACACUACAUGAAACAUCAGAAAAAAGGGAUCCAUCGCUGUGGAAAAUGCAGACUGAAUUUCCUCACCUACAAGGAAAGAGUGGAGCACAGGACUCACUACCAUAAGACUUUUAGAAAACCUAAAGCACUGGAAGGCCUUCCCCCGGGGACAAAGGUGACCAUUCGAGCCUCACUCACAGCAAAGACUUCCACACUGCAGACCUCCCCCGAUCAAUCUGGCAUUAUUGUUGGUACAGAAGCUGCGAGUUUCAACCAGCAAACCAAACUUCCAGUCAGUGCGUCGAGGGCCAAGUCGAACGUCUCAGGAGCAGGAAAAGCCAAAAUGACCCAGAGCAAGAAGCAGACCGCCCGGACCACCAAACACAAUCUGGCGCUCAGGAAUGUCAGAGUUGAAGGAGGAUCGUACACGUGCGUCGAGUGCAACACACCAGUCAACGACUUCUUUUCUCAUUUCCCAAUGUUUUCAAAUUGUGGUGCGUGCAAAUAUCGGACAAGUUGCAAAGUCUCCAUUGGGAAUCACAUGAUUAGAUUUCAUAGUACCAUAACCAAAAACAGAUUCUUGAAAAUGAAUCAUAAGAAAAAUUCCUCUGCAUUAAAGUUAACCUUGGUCUGUCUGAACUGUGACCUGCUGGUGGACGGAUCAGGCGGUGACCUGAUGACCAGACAUUUAACUGAUAGACCAAAUCACAUAUGCAAAGUCAUUCAGGAGAAAGCAGAUAUGAAAGCCAAAGAUCGAGUGCAACUCUUCUUGAGGCAACCUGCAAAAGUCUCGUACUUCUUGACAACGGCGCCUGCUCACAAACCGAAGGAAAAGAACUCCCAACAAGAGGAAGGCUUCGCAUCCGGAAGCCUUUCUGUCGCCCCGGACGACCGACCAGAGGCACGGCCGACCUCGCCAGAAGCCGAACAGGAACGGAGUGCCACAGAAACAGCCGUCAUCGAAGGUUCCUCUGAAGGCUGCUCGAAGCAGUUGUUGCUCCCCGCGGGAUCGCCUUCCUGUACGCCAGUUUUAGGUGUCAUUGACGGGUGGGUGGGUGUCUCUGAGAGCGUUGAUGUCAGAGAGCAGGUCCCUCAGCACGAGACAGGGGAACAACAAACUAAGUCAGAAUGAACCAGAAAACACCCACAGCUUCAUCAUCGGUUCUUCCACAAACCUCCAACGUGUUGUUUUGGCUCUGUGUAUUUAUAACUAAUCCCCGAGAGCAUCACCUGUGUGUGACAAGUGGAAUACAACAACCGGUAGAACUGUAUUUUAUCAAAGAUUUUUUUUAAAUUCUGUAAAACUUCCAUUACCCGAUUCCGAAGGGUUUUUGUAUUCAUGAAUACAAAUGCAUCCGCUAAAGUCUCUCAGUUUCCCUACAAAGAGGUUGUAUAGUCAUACUUUAAUGAAAUGAAAUUACUGUGGCCCAUUUUGUACUUCUUAAAAGAUUCAAAAAUGUUUGACACAAAGAGGAAAGUAUUCUACUCUGAAUUUUUUAUUUGCUUGGCUGAGAAAGAUUAACACUUCAUUUGUUCCCAUUUGAGAUUUUAUCAUAAUCUUGAUUUUGAAUAUUUUUUUACUUGUUUUCCCUUUAGAGAAGUAUUUUAUUUUUCUAGUUUCCCUUAAUCUGUGGUUUGUUUUUGUGUAAGAACAGAGAAUUUCACUGACUUGUCUAAUAUUGUUUACAGAAAAGUCUAUAUAAUGAUGUACUACUCAAAAGUUUGGACACUUUCAAAGUGUGUCCAAACUUUUGAGUAGUACUGUAUCUCAACAAAUGGAAAGUCCCCUGUACUAUUACAAACAAUUUAGGAUAUGUAUACAUAAUAUAAGCAUUAGAUUGUAUCCUCCAGAAAAUUGUCAGAUGUGGAAAAUGUGUUGACACGGUUAUGAUAGGAAAUAUCAGCAGAUAUUUGUGGGGUGAGCAGAAUAUUAUAUGUAUACCAUUGUGUUCAAUUAAUGUUCUUUAACAGUGCAGAAAGUGCAAGUUUGUAAAAAUAAAAACACGUAACAUUGGUGGGAGGUACUCAGCCCCACACUCCAAUGUUAAUUCUAUAGGUUUUUAAUGAGGGUUUUCACUGGUGUAGUACCAAUAGAGCAGGUCUGUAAUUGCAUCAAUAUAUAUGUUGUCACAAAAAAUGUAAGCUCUGAUUUGAAUACAUAACGAUAUUGUGAUCACCCUAGGACACAUUUUCCUAUCAAAAAAGUACUGGGUUUGGGUCAGUGUUUUCAUGUAGUGUAAAUAAAGCUUUAUUACAAGGUACAA